Diaporthe amygdali is the source of this 201-nucleotide messenger RNA. RefSeq lists its product as uncharacterized. The transcript is spliced from 3 exons. The coding region runs from base 1 to 201 and encodes 66 amino acids. The record is from RefSeq and is a predicted model, not a curated record. NCBI's taxonomy places the organism in Eukaryota, Fungi, Ascomycota, Sordariomycetes, Diaporthales, Diaporthaceae.
AUGCAAUUUCACGCCCUGAUCCUCCUGUUCUCCGCGACUGGUGCGCUUGCCGCGCCGCGCAUCUUGGGCUGUCUUGCGGGCACGGGGAAAUGCUGUACCAAUGGACCUGAGGGUGAGGCAGUUACGGAAGCCCGCUUCGUAAGCGGCUGCAACGACAAUGGUGGCGGCGUCGGCCCAAAUGAGGUUUUCGGAGGCUGUUAG